Messenger RNA from Macadamia integrifolia, 804 nucleotides. RefSeq names its product protein ABA DEFICIENT 4, chloroplastic-like. NCBI's taxonomy places the organism in Eukaryota, Viridiplantae, Streptophyta, Magnoliopsida, Proteales, Proteaceae. The coding region runs from base 318 to 671 and encodes 117 amino acids. The record is from RefSeq and is a predicted model, not a curated record. The transcript has 4 exons.
AUUCAAAUAGUCUUUGAGAAUACAAAAUCAAAUUUCAUUUUGUUCUCUAGAACUAAUUUCCCAAAUCUGGUUCAUUCCCAAAUAACAAAAAUAAACGAACCGAUGGACCAAACAGUUGUAGGUGUUUUUUGUUCCCCCGGAACAGAAGAACAUGAGGACUGUUCCAUGGUAACAGUACCAAAUAGAACCUAGGAAACUCUUUUGACAUUAUUUUUGUUUUGGUAAGACCCUUUUCUCUUGCAGGGUUUACAAAUUCUCAAAUUGCCAGGAGUGUUUUCACCCUGGGAACAGCUGCUGUUCUCCCAUUCUACACCCUCAUGGUUCUUGCUCCUAAAACAGAGCUGACCAGGAAGACCAUGGAGAGCACCAUUCCAUAUUUUGUACUUGGACUUUUGUAUACCUAUCUUCUAUAUCUCUCCUGGACACCAGAUACCAUACGGUUAAUGUUCGCAAGUAAAUAUUGGCUGCCAGAGCUCUGCAGUAUAGGAAAGAUGUUCUCCAGUGAGAUGACCUUAGCUUCUGCAUGGAUUCAUCUGUUGGCUGUCGAUCUCUUUGCAGCAAGGUGUAUCAAGAUGGACUGGAAAAUGAGAUUGAAAUUCGGCAUUCAGUUUCGCUGUGCCUACUCUUUUGCCCUGUUGGAAUUGUUACUCAUAUGUUCACAAAGUUACUGAGCAAAAACAGAAGGAAUACGGAGUAGAGUGUAGAGUGGCAAUAUAUUUGUGCAAAAUAGUGAACAGAACACUGAAGUAGAUCUUGAACAAACAAUACCUUCAUCUGAGAAUGCAAUCAGUGUUUCUUGUAAAA